AUGCACUCAUCAGUUAACACCAUCACAUCAUGGCUAAAAGAUAAAUCCUCUGAUACAGCUGCCAUUCUCACAAUAUGGGGAAUGGCUGGGAUUGGAAAGACAUCACUGGCCAGAUAUGUCUAUGAACUGCAUUAUAAUGAUUUUGAAAGAAGCAGCUUUAUUGAAGAUAUUGGAAGGAGAUGUACACAACAAGUGAAUACAUUGUUUGAUUUACAAAAACAUCUACUUGUAGACAUUCAGAAGGGAAAUUUACAAAAACUACAUGAUGUUAAUUGGUGCACCAUUAAGAUUGAGAAUGCACUACUCCAUAAACGAACUCUUCUUGUUCUUGAUGGCAUUGAUAAUUUCGAGCAGCUAGAUGUGCUGGUUGGAACAAAAGGAUUUCAUCCUGGAAGCAAGAUCAUAAUAACAACCAUAAAUGCAUCGUUGACUGAAAAGAGUGGUUUAUUUGGUAAGAAUAUAUCAUUCAAGCAUAUGAAGCACUUGCUUGAAGGAUUGGAUGAAACCGAAUCACUACAACUUUUAUGUUGUCAUGCCUUUAAGUGCAAUGACCCCAAGGAAGGAUACCAAGAACUAUCAAGAAAGGUUGUGAAACAUUGUGGUGGACAUCCCUUGGCACUUAAAGUUAUAGGCAGUUCUUUACGCAAUGAAGAUGUAGUUGCAUGGGAGGAUGCCAUAGAGUUUCUGGAGAAAGAACCAAAUCCUGAUAUACAAAAGUUCCUUCAAAUAAGUUAUGAUUCUUUAAGAUCCGAAAACGAGAAGGAAUUAUUCAAGCAUAUUGCUUGUUUUUUCGUUGGAAAAGAUAGAGAGUUCACUGAAACGAUACUAAAGGAGUGUGGUAUCAAGACAACGUCUGGGUUCUCAAAGCUCAUUGAUAGAUGUCUUGUCACCGUUGGACGAAAAAAUGAGUUAAUGAUGCACCAACUACUUCAAGAUAUGGGGAGGGACUUAGUUCGUCAUGAAUCUCCUAAAAAGCCAUGGAAGCGUAGCCGAUUAUGGCAUCAUGAUGAAUCAUAUGAUGUGUUGAACCAAGAUAAGGGUACAAAUAAAAUUCAAGGCCUUGUCCUUGCCAAGAAAGUGGUUGAGGAUGAUACUUUAGGUGGUACAAAUACAUUUGCCAAGAGACUUCCACAGAUUCAGCGGCUUUGCAACUUUUUCUCAAAGAUUUGGUGCUUAUUUGUUUGGCAAUCUGCAACAACUUUGGAAGAAGCCAAAGUUGCUUCCAUCAUUGAAGAUUUUAAAUCUCAGUUUUUCCAAGAUUGUGAGGAUCGUUCACUAGAAAAAUUAGAAUAUGAACCGGUGACAAAACCAAAUAUCAGCUCUUUAUCAUCUGUAUCCAUGGUUGAAAUUGAAAGCAUGCGGAAGACCGCAGAAACUUCAAGUCCAGAUGCUAUAUGA
Molecule: messenger RNA, 1398 nt
Organism: Lactuca virosa
Lineage: Eukaryota; Viridiplantae; Streptophyta; Magnoliopsida; Asterales; Asteraceae
Source: the annotation of a GenBank genome assembly